Molecule: messenger RNA, 1071 nt
Organism: Morchella importuna
Lineage: Eukaryota; Fungi; Ascomycota; Pezizomycetes; Pezizales; Morchellaceae
Exons: 2
Coding region: 1-1071 (356 amino acids)
Cellular component (GO): mitochondrion
Source: RefSeq, a predicted model, not a curated record
AUGCCGCUCUCGCCCUUCCGCCUCCCCUUCCUCUACCCGGCCCUCCGCCUCUCCCGCCCCGCCGCCACAACCCUCCGCCGCUACCGCCACGGCACCGCCGUCGAGCCCACCCCCACCCCCAUCCCCACCCCCACCCCCGCCGACGACUCCACCGCCGCCCAAAAAGACGACACACAAGCUCCUAACCCGCCCACCACAACCAUCACCUCCUCCCCCAACACCACUGCACCCGCCUCCUCUUCCUUCUCCCCAACGCCCGAUAAUGCAGCCCCAGCAUCACCACCAUCACCCGCCCCCAGCACCACAACCACAACCACCACUCUGGCCCCGGGCGAAUGGACGCACCACUUCGACACCUACAGCCUCGCUGCAUCCCUCACCCGCGCCGGCUUCCGCCCCGCCCAGAGCGUCACAAUCAUGAAAUCCAUCCGCAGCCUCCUGUCCACCAACCUCGAGCUCGCGCGCGCAAACCUCGUCUCCAAGAGCAACGUCGAGAACGAGUCGUACCUCUUCCAUGCCGCGUGCGCCGAGCUGCGCAACGAGAUUGUGCAGACGCGCAAGACGCAGAUUGAUGCGCUGCGCGCGGAGGGGGCCGCUAUCCAGGGGAGCUAUGAUUUGCUGAAUCAGAGGUUCUUGGAGGAUGUCAUGGGGCUGAAGGAUGAGCUGAAUGGGCUGUUUGGGGAUAGGAAGAUGGUGACGAGGGCGGAGCAGAGGGCGAUGGAGAAUAGGAUUCAGGAGCUGAAUUAUAAGAUUAUGGUGCUGUUUAGUUCGGAGGUGAGGAGUGAGAUUGAGAAGUUGAGGUGGACGACGACGAGGAGGGGGUUGAUUGCCAUUGCGGCGUUGGCGGCUUUCGUCGUCACGUCAAUCCGCAUGAGCAACGACGGCGGCAAGAAGGACAAGAAGAAGAGCAGCAGUAGCACCAGCACUGGCGGCGAGAAGCACACGGACAAGGGCGACACCCACGACUUUGAUAGCAGGUUGGUCCCGGCGGACGUGCUGGCCGAGAGUCUUGCGAACCCUGGCCCAGGCACGCGGUCUUCAUCGGGGGCUAGCUUUGUCUCGUUGGGUUAA